GAUCAACUUCAGUUUAGUAGUGGUGUGGGUUUUUGCGUUUAAUCCACUAGAUGGGGGACUUUUCUCUUUGUUUACCCCGCCCAAACGCCACUACGUUGGUCUCCGACGUUGCGUCAACUCUGAAUCGAAGUUGGCUAGCUAGAUUGAGCCAAGCGUACUUUCUCUAUUUCUCUGUGUUCAAAUAAACAUGUUGUACAUAGCUAGACUGUUUUAAAUGUUAUCUUUGAAAUCAUCAGAAAAUCAUUCUUUUCAAAGCAACCAACGACAUCUGUUGGAUCGAAAUCUUCGUCUCAUCCAGCGUUUAUAAAUGAAGCAAUAGCUGCCUGCUACUUUAGCUAACAAGUGACAAUUUACAAAGAAGGUAAACAAACCAACCGCUAGAGGUUGGAGAAUGGGAUGUGGAUAUAAUGUAAGUAAUCUGACGUGUUUUUUUCUAAAUGGACCAUGGGGAACCUUUGCAACGCGAGGACUCAAAUGUCGUUUUACGAGAUGAAAAAUAGAGAGACAUUCCAACGGCAACGUUACCAUUCCUGAAUCCCCCAUCAAUUUACACGGUGAAGGCCUGGUGCUAGUUUUUUUUAGCUAGCUAACUGCCCCCCAGCCCAUCAAAUACACACUGGUAACAGCCGUACCCUGGAAACGUCACCGUUGUCACACAGGAUUUGGAUGAUGCUGAUACUGAUGCACCUGAGAGAGAACCCUCCUGUCUAAGACACAACCAGCUGGAUUUAACACACACUCUCCCAGCCCUCCCCUCAGCACCCCCAUCUCCUCCAUCUGAACCAUGUGAGGGCCCCUCGCUCCACUUUGAGGGGAUCCCAGGACUGUUGUGUAAAAGCAGCCACUGAGCGGGGCCAGAGUGAACCUGUGUGUGAGCAAGCAGUCUUCCCCAUAACCCCCACCCACAUAUUCCCACCCCCCUUCCUGUUGGCAACUCGCCAUGAUGUUCCGAGACCAGGUGGGCAUCCUGACGGACUGGUUCAAGGGCUGGAACGAGUGUGAGCAGACGGUGGCGCUGUUGUCCCUGCUGAAGAGAGCAUCUCGUACCCAGGCCCGCUUCCUGCACAUCUGCCUGGAGCACUGGCUGGCAGACUGCACUGAGAUCCACAUCCUGGAGGCUGAGGCCAACAAUGCAGAUAUUGUGAGCCAGUGGCACCUGGAACCCAUGGAAAAGGCGGUGUCCCUGCUGCUGUCCCACCUGCCCCUGCUGCAGCCCCGCAACAGCGAGGCCAAGUGUGAGUACAUGAAGCUGCUGCAGAAGGUGCUGAGCCACACCAUUGAGAGCAGUCUGUUUGUGGAAGAGAGUAGACAGCUGCUGUCCUACGCCCUCAUCCACCCGGCCACCACCCUGGACGACCGCACCUCGUUGGCCAUGUGGCUCAACCACCUGGAGGAGCACCUCUCCAGCGGCUACCCAGCGCCCUCCCGGCCCCCCUCUGGCCCCUACCAUCCCCGCCAGGGCUCAGAUGAGUGGCCGGGCCCAGCAGAGGUCCUGGACCCUGGCCAUGGCUGGCUGGACAAGCCCCCCUCCUCUAGCUCCUCCCCUGCAGGGCAGAACGGACACAUGUCUUUCCAGGGUGGGAUGCCCAGUCCCAUAAAUAGCAACAACGCAGGCAUGGGUCAGAUGGGCCAGCCCAGUCCCCUGAAGAGGUCCUCGUCCCUAAUCCCCUCCAGUUCCCAGGUCUGUGGCGCAGAUUGGCUGAGCCAGGACGACCUGGGGGGGCGACAGGCCUUUGACCACGCCCCCCUGUCCCCCCAGAGUAGUGUGGCAUCCUCAGGCAGCGAGCAGACUGAGGACCAGGGCUCCAGAAACACCUUCCAGGAGGAUGGCAGUGGCAUGAAAGAUGUACCCAUGUGGCUGAAGAGCCUCCGUCUUCAUAAGUACGCAGCACUUUUCUCCCAGAUGACUUAUGAGGAGAUGAUGAUUCUGACAGAGCACCACCUGGAGUCACAGGUUUGUCAUCGUUUGUCACAGAAUGUGACCAAAGGUGCGCGGCACAAGAUAGCCCUGAGUGUCCAGAAGCUACGGGAGAGGCCAAGCGUUCUCAAGUCUUUAGAGAAGGAUAUAUUGGAGGGGGGCAACCUGCGUAACGCCCUACAGGAACUACAGCAGAUUAUCACCACCCCUAUCAAGGUCUACAGCUACAGCCCUCCCAGUGUUUCCCACAGAGAUAUGGAGGGGAGUGGAUCCUCCUCAGACCACACAAACCCUGGGGAGGACAAGGACCUGGCCCAGGAGGGCUUCCAGCCCCACAACCCCCCUCCCUGCGACGGAGAGUCCUCAGCCACACCCAUCUCAGACGGCGACAUUGCUGGGCAGUUCACGCGUGUCAUGGGUAAAGUGUGCACUCAGCUACUGGUGUCCAGGCCUGACGAGGAGAAUAUCAGCUGUUACCUGCAGCUCAUUGAGAAAUGUCUGACACAUGAGGCUUUCACAGAGACUCAGAGGAAGAGGCUGGUCUCCUGGAAGCAGCAGGUUCUCAAGCUGCUCCGCUUGUUCCCAAGGAAAGCCAUGCUGGACAUGCCUGUGUACCGACAGAAAGGCUGGGCAUAUGGUUCCAACUCCCUCCCCACAGCAGGCUCUGUGAGUGCUGGGGGUCUGGCACGUAGGGGGCAGAGGGCAUUCCAGAUGCCGCCUCGUGGCCUCCCUGCCGGGCGCAUGGGGCUCCUGAGUCCAGGUGGCAUUGGGGUUGCCUCCCCACGCCACACCCUCACCAGCCCCACACUGCCAGGCCAGGGCAGACAGAACCUGUGGUUUGCCAACCCUGGGGGCAGCAACAGCAUGCCAAGCCAGAGUCGCAGCUCCGUGCAACGGACCCACUCACUCCCUGUCCACACCUCCCCGCAAACCAUGCUCCUGUUCCAGCAGCACGAAUGCCAAGUUCCAGGUGCAGACCUGGAGAUCAACCCCACGCUGGAGUCACUGUGCCUCAGUAUGACAGAGCAUGCCUUAGGAGAUGGAAUUGACCGAACAUCAACAAUUUGAAAAUAAAAGCAGUGAAAAGAAGAAACCAAACCGACACUUCACUUCAACUGAGGCCUGUUCAGUUUCUCUUGCCCAGCACAAAAAUAUAUGCUUAAAAAACAAAGCAAAAUGGUCACUACAAAACGACAACUGUAUAUGUUCUCUGAUAUUUUUCUACUUUAUUAUACUUAAGUAAGUUUAUUAUAAAUGGAAUACAGAUGACUAUUAUAUUACAGGAGGGAGAAGAGGUUACUUGUGCAACAUGCUCAAUGUCUUCUGCAGGACUGUGACAUUAAAACGAGCAGAAUGAGGCUCAGAUUGUUGAGCUCUGAGAGGAAAAUGGAGGAUUGGUGCUGUCUUAAGGGUGUUCUAUCUUACAGGUUUCUCCCCUUUUCCUCCCAGAAACACGCAGAGCCACGCCUCUCACCCCCAGAUACUGUAACUGUACCGCCAGGGUCUCCCGACCAGGAGUAAGGCACUUGACCUCCCACACACUCUGUGGAAUUGGGAACUAGAACAGUGAUUAAUCACACACGACCAGCCUGUAGCGCUGUUCUGAUCCUAAAACGCGACCAGCCUGUAGCGCUGUUCUGAUCCUAAAACGCGACCAGCCUGUAGCGCUGUUCUGAUCCUAAAACGCGACCAGCCUGUAGCGCUGUUCUGAUCCUAAAACGCGACCAGCCUGUAGCGCUGUUCUGAUCCUAAAACGCGACCAGCCUUUAGCGCUGUUCUGAUCCUAAAACGCGACCAGCCUGUAGCGCUGUUCUGAUCCUAAAACGCGACCAGCCUGUAGCGCUGUUCUGAUCCUAAAACGCGACCAGCCUGUAGCGCUGUUCUGAUCCUAAAACACGACCAGCCUUUAGCGCUGUUCUGAUCCUAAAACACAACUACAGCUGUCUACACAACCACCCUACCCAGCUACAGCCAGAGCUAGUUAGGUCCCUACGUAGAGACACCCAACACCCUGGCUCAUUCCCCUCACGUACCCAGCAUGGGUUUACCCCCAACAUGGGUAUUACUGGCUCUGACACCUCUCCACCUCUACUAGGCCAAAGAGAAGGGCUCUGUGUGAAUCCCUAUGUUAGAAUGAUUUUUGGAGUGGCCAAUGCGACAGUAUACAUGGUAAUUGUUUAAAGAAUGGCGGUUUGAAGGUAACGUGUCGGCUGGAACUUGUCUGCAUUGAUAUUUGGUUCCCUACUACAAAAAUGAUGAUGUAUCUCAUUUGCAAGUUAAGCGCCGAGGCAAACCCCACAGGGUUGAAUAAGGGCUGAAUAGGUUUGUUCUAUGUGGGGCCUGAGUGAGAAAUUGCAUUGGUAAAGAAAAUUUGGGGAAAAAAAGAAUUCCAAGAGGGGAGCUGUUGGUGCAUCUGUUUUCAAGUAGUUACCUCACUAUGUUAUGCUGUGUGAGGAACCUUAAUGAAUUCUGUUUCUACCCAGAGGUCCCAUUUAUGAUUGGCUCUGAAAAAUACAAAGGAAGCGCUGUCUCUGCCUCUCAGAAUUAACCACUACCCACCACCUCACCCUGCCCUCUCCUCAACAUGGCCAGUGUAGAGAUUUGAUGAAUCAUAAUUUUUAAGUAGCCAGAAUAGAUUCGACCCUACGCUUACUUACAGUUUAAGAUGACAGAUUAAGACAGCUAUGGCUUGGAAAACGUACCUCAAUCCAGGGAUGAGAAAUGUGUUUGUACUCCAAAUUGCCCCAUUAUCUCAAAUGUUACAUCUAGAAUAUUGAACGACUGCUAGUUUUUAAGUAAACUGCCGUUUUCGCCCUCAGUAGCCACAACAGCCAUUAUGGACUGGCAUGUCGCGUUGAACAACAAUGGAGCUGAUUGGCUGACACUGCCAUUCCAAUCUGGCUGCUGAGGCUUCUGCUACCUACCACGAGGAUGAAACUAGCAGUCGUUCAAUAUUCUUGGUGUAACAGUUGAUAAUGGGACAAUUCAGUGUACAAUGCAUUUCUCAUCCCUGGGUUGAGGUAUGUUUUCCAAGCAACAUCUCACACCGGCUCCGCAGUGUCUUAAUCUAAACAGGAAGCCUGUCCGACCCCGGUGCAACUGUAAGAAAGCGUAGUGUGGGAAUCUAUUCUGGCUAACUUUUUACGGUGCUUGAAAUAUGUCCUGUUUGGAUCUCUUUGUGUUCCAAUUGUAAAACCCUAACAUUUAUUUUGUGGUAUCAGUGUUGAAUCAGAAACUCCUAUACAACCUCUGUCUUUGAAUGUGGCAGAGCGGAGGUGCAUGUAUGUAUAUGGUCUUAACGUUUGGAUCACCUUUUGGUUGCAUCACGAGGCAGGGAUAUCCAUUCGUAUUUUAUUUCUGCAGAGUCAUGGCUGGGCUAUUUGUUUAGUAAACAUGGUUAUUUACAAGCUUGACUUUACCACUUUUUUUUUUUACUACCCUCCCUUAAUAUUUAUAACUUGUCCUUUUUUCCUAUGAUUGCAUGUUUUCCCCCACACUAAUUGAACGAUUGUUGUAGAUAUUGAGAGAGGGCAGUGUUGCAGUCACAGUAGUGCUCAAUGUCUACAAAUCCUCCAGAGAGCAGAGAUGUUGGGACUGGAGUUCAAUGUCGAUACCUCCUAAUAGCACUGUUUACCUCCCUCUGGGAGUGCCCCUUUCAUGUUCUGUGAUGUGUAAUGAUGGGUCUGAAAAUGACUGUUGGCACUUCAGUGCUCAUUAAUAUACUGUCUCCUCAAUAUGUAAGGCCUAAAGCUCGUAGCUAAGCCUUCUAACACGUGAGCUAGCUGGGUAGAGAAUGACAGAUGCCUUUUACCCCCUCAGCUGCUUAUCUACUUGCUGUAAUCAUCAUUCUCACUAGACUAGAUACUAGUGUCUAGUGACUGAGACCUGUAUGAGGGUAUGUUGUUGUACCCUCUGCUCUGUGCUCCUGAAGUUUGAGUGACGAGAAGACUGAUAUUGCCUGGCCUUGUGUGUUUGAACUGUCAGAUGCAGCAGGCUGAUAGACUGUUGAUAUCACCUGAAUUGCACAGUGACAGCUUCCUCUCUCUCUCUCUCUGAUUGGCUAUUGAGCCAGAGUAGUGUCCUAGUCGUCAUGGUUUUCCUCUGAGCUGGCUCUUGGAUAGAUCUGACUUUAUGAAUAGAUUCAUGCUCACUAAGAGUCGAAUGGUUUAAAAAAUGUUCACAAAUUUCAGAUUCAGAUAGGCAACCAAUGAUCUCAAUCUAAGCUAUUAAACUGAUAAUACAUUCAUACUAGCAUGACAUGUAAUAUGGCUCAGGUUGUAAUUUCUCUCAAUACAUACAAUGGCACCUGAAGUAAGUCCUCCAUUUAGGAGGUGGCCAGUCCACUUGUAGAAAAGGCUUAGUUCUUUAGGCCAGGCUAAAUUGAGUCUGUUCAUGCCAGGGGUUUAGGAUGCAGAGAGGGAUGAAAUGGCCAAUCUGAGCCAUAAUAUGUGAGUUUGAGUCUAGCCUAACACUAACAACUGGCCAAGGAAUAUGUUUACCCCCAUGUUUACAUUCCAGUGAAAUGGGUUAGAAAGUGCACUUCAUGAGUCAGGCUUUAUUUUCACAUGCCAAGCAGAAUUAUGAGGUACAUAGCCAGCCUGUCAUACAUGAGACUCCUUCUCUCCAGUGGUCUGUCAGAUGUGGUCAAUGUCCCUGCCUGGCAUAAUAAAUAAGCAGUACGUUGUAGGCUUUUUUUUUGCAUCUCUGUCUUGUACAAUUUAUAUUUAAUUCGGACUCCCCCCAAAAAAAUUCUAAUGUUUUAUGAAUGAACAUUUUGCAUCCCAUGCUUACACACUCUACUUUUUUACUGUCACACAUUGUUUGAAUAAUCUGAAAUACAGCAUUGAUCAGAUAGACAGUCCAAAUAAAGGAGUUACAUUUUUUUGCUACGUGA
Molecule: messenger RNA, 6812 nt
Organism: Oncorhynchus gorbuscha (pink salmon)
Lineage: Eukaryota; Metazoa; Chordata; Actinopteri; Salmoniformes; Salmonidae
Product: protein Smaug homolog 2-like
Exons: 13
Coding region: 941-2986 (681 amino acids)
Biological process (GO): regulation of mRNA stability; nuclear-transcribed mRNA poly(A) tail shortening; negative regulation of translation
Cellular component (GO): P-body
Molecular function (GO): translation repressor activity; mRNA binding; protein binding
Source: RefSeq, a predicted model, not a curated record